AUGAUCGAUGAUCCUAACAGCGAAGUGGAGCAAAGAAGGAUCACACAGCCCCUACUUCCGGUCACUGGUUACACGGCCUACACAUCCGGCGUGUUUGCUUUGGUCGUCACAGCACAAGUUCCUCGGCCGCGCUCCCUGAGUCCCGGGGCUGCUUCUCCCUCAGACGCGUGUGAAGGCGGACUGGGUUCAGCUGCGGACUCCACGGGAGCCACCGGUCCUGAAAGCGCAGAGCAUGCUUUGUUUGGGGAAACGAAAGCGAAUACUUCUUUCCAAGGGAACCUGGGAAAGGGCAGACGCUCCCACUGCCUCAGGCGUUCCCUGGAGGACCUUCAGUGGCCGCUGUGUGGGCGGGCUAGCGUCACGCUACUGCGCUGGUUCCGGAGCCCUUCCCUUGCCUCUCCCAAGGUCCUUCUCCCAGCGUCGGAGGAAGGCCCGCGGUCUGCGCGUGGAGUGCGGGUGGUGGGAAUCCCUGGGAGGAGUACGAAAUCCUUCAAGUGGGAUUUACCAAAGCCAUUCCUUUCCGCUCGCUUCCGUUCCCGCUUAGCAAACGUGUUGGAAACGGGUUGCUACUGAAAAGAAGUGGUGCUGGGCUGCAUUUUCUGCCGCUAGUCUGCGAGAAACAGCCCUGGCAUGGGCCUCUAUUUCUUCCUGGGAGCAUCCCUCCCUGGGACCUGGGAGUUGAAACUCUCUAGGCAAAAGCAACUGAAGCAGGCCCGGUACUGGACCUCCACGCUGGGUUAAACAAGGUUUUUCAGAAAGUGUCUUACUAGGCUAAAGACCUUGUGCUUCAGAGUGUUUUAAGGGGAGAGGAUGGGGAAAAGGACUGUCUCUAGAAGGUAAAUGUGUAUUGGAAAUGGGGAGUGUGUGUUUACACGGAGUAUCGGGCGUCUUUCUUAUGGGUGGACAUUGUGGAUGAAAAUGAGAGAUUAAGACAGAAUUAGCUGGUCUUUUAAUCCCAAACUGUUCUAAAAAUAAAAACUAUAUCUUCAAGGUGUA
Molecule: messenger RNA, 996 nt
Organism: Piliocolobus tephrosceles (Ugandan red Colobus)
Lineage: Eukaryota; Metazoa; Chordata; Mammalia; Primates; Cercopithecidae
Exons: 2
Coding region: 1-573 (190 amino acids)
Source: RefSeq, a predicted model, not a curated record